CUGGAGGAGCUGACGUUCAGCGCAGAAAGAAUAGAAAUAUUCUACAGCAGCUAUCAGAAACACAAGAAAGAACUGGAGCGUCUGUUGGCCAGUUUAGGAAGACGUCCCGCUCAGAUUAAUGAUGUUUCGUGGCGCCUCCAAUACAACACUAAGAACAAACAGCUGGAUAAAGUCAACCAGCCUUUCUACCUGAUUUCACUCAACACUGAGGGUCCAGGAGCCUCAGAGGAGCUCAGCUUCACCUGCACCACGGAGCAGCUGCAGGAUCUGGUGGGGAAGUUAAAGGACGCAGCCAAGAGUUUGGACAGAGCCAGCCAGAUGUGACGCAGCAACAACAGCUCCUCUUUGUUUAUUUUUAUUUUUUUAUAGUCCUGUGAUUUCCUGUUCAUGUUUUUUUUCCCACUUUGCAAAAUAAAACUUGUAUGAAGAAGUAAAAA
Messenger RNA from Austrofundulus limnaeus, 437 nucleotides. RefSeq names its product COMM domain containing 3 (gene commd3). The record is from RefSeq and is a predicted model, not a curated record. NCBI's taxonomy places the organism in Eukaryota, Metazoa, Chordata, Actinopteri, Cyprinodontiformes, Rivulidae. Gene Ontology annotation, biological process: sodium ion transport.